AUGGUCUGCGCCAAGUGUCAAAAGAAACUCAAAACCACUGAGCUUGCCACACCGGGCGUCAAGCGCAAGAAUGACAUGUACUAUGGCUCGCCGGCCACAACGCUUGGUGGGGCAUCGUCCUCGUCUGAUAAAGGGAAGAGCAAGCCGACAUUAGGGGCGACGGGCGUAGGCAAGAGCAAACUUCUCAGUGCCAAGGCGAAGAAUCCCUACGCGGCGUAUUCAUCGUCCUGCGAGCAAUGCAAGACCAAGACUGAGCAGGGGAGGAAGUUUUGUCAGCGCUGUGCGUAUCAGAAGAAUGCAUGCCCGAUGUGUGGCAAGAAUUUGGCUGGUAAAUCAGCCAAGGACCAGCCCAUUGUUCAAGGCCAAAAAUUCAAUUUGAAGUGA
Penicillium diatomitis is the source of this 384-nucleotide messenger RNA. RefSeq names its product cysteine-rich PDZ-binding protein. The transcript has 3 exons. Gene Ontology annotation, molecular function: microtubule binding. Bases 1 to 384 code for a protein of 127 amino acids. Lineage: Eukaryota; Fungi; Ascomycota; Eurotiomycetes; Eurotiales; Aspergillaceae. Gene Ontology annotation, biological process: cytoplasmic microtubule organization. The record is from RefSeq and is a predicted model, not a curated record.